Ruditapes philippinarum (Manila clam) is the source of this 1863-nucleotide messenger RNA. RefSeq lists its product as uncharacterized. The record is from RefSeq and is a predicted model, not a curated record. Bases 168 to 965 code for a protein of 265 amino acids. The transcript is spliced from 3 exons. Lineage: Eukaryota; Metazoa; Mollusca; Bivalvia; Venerida; Veneridae.
UUAAUCAUUCAAUAAAUAAAACGGCAUGUUCUUCGAAAUCUGCGCUUCAGAGUCGAUCGUUUGGAAAUAUAUUUGUAUUAAUAAUGUUUUCUUGCUAUACCAGCCUUAUAAUUCAGAACAUAUGCUAGAGCAACAUUUGGAAUACUUAGAAAUUUCCAAUUUAAAGAAUGGAUUUUACAUCAACGCCAUUUCUUCUACUUUUAUUUCACUUGUGGAUUGGGAAAUCUAUUAGUAUCCGUCAGCAGGCACCACGAAAAGCACUUUCACCGCAUCAGUUUGAACCUCUACCGCAUAUUGCUUUGAUUAAACAGGAAAUUCUACGUAAUCUUGGAAAAUCAGACGAUCCUAAAACGCGCACUCCUAUACACAAAUCAAUGCCAAGUAAGGAUACUGAUGAUGAAGUGAGUGAAUACAAAGUUACCGACAUAACAUCUUAUCACUCUGAACCGCCAGAUAACUCUUCGGAUGAAAACAUUAUCCAAUUUAGUUUAUUCAACAGGAUCAAUGGAAAACAUAUCCAAGUAUAUAAUGUAAACCUUCUUGUGAGAAUUAAAUUGAAAAAGUCCAGAACAAACAAAAAAUUAACACGGGAUAUUGAUACAAGAAGAAAGAAAAGACAAAGACGUAAGAAGAAUUUCAAAGAAAUUGAUAUAAGUGUGUAUAACUUGACAAAAAGUGGAACACCAGAUAAAAUAAUUACAUCUGUGAAGUCAAAGAUACGAAAAACAAAAUCUCUAAAACUAAAUAUUCCAAAGGAUAUAAUACAAAAUGUAUUAGAUACAAAUAAAAACACUCUACAGUUUUUCAUUCAGUGUACAGGCUGUGAUAAAAAAGCAAAAAUGAUUCUAGUUCGCAAGAGGCGAAGACGUCAGUCUGCUAAAACUCGUCAUGGAAACAAGGUGGUCAAACUUCACAAACGCCGUCCUAUUUUAUUUAUAUUUUCACAUCUAACAGAUGGAAGUUAAAUUCAAUUGUAGUUUUGCUUUAAUUAAGUAAUAAGCAAUAAGAAAUAACUACUUAUAAAAAAUAUUCUGACAGAUAUUAAAGUAAGGUAUUAAAGUAAGAACUGACCAUUGCAAACUGUCUCUUUUUUUCUUUAUUUCUACUAAAAUAUUAAACUUUUUUAUGGAUUAUGGGUAUAAAAGAUGACUUAUUAAUGCAAUGCUUUUGUGUGAUCAACCGAAGUGGACAAUAUGUUUUGUGAUAAAGUGAUAUAAACAAAUGACUAGAUUUAUUUAUUUUAUUUGAAACCGUUCAUUCUCAUGAAAAUGAGAAAUUGAAUGCACUACAUUCCUAUUUCUGAAAGUUUAUAUGAAAUAUAACUGAAGAUAUAUGAAAAGUUUUGUUCUAUAUGACUUUAUGUAAUAAGUAUUCAAUUGAUGUUUCAAAUUUGUAAAUUAAAGACAUACGAAUAGUAACAAUAUCAUUAUUGUAACAAUAAUUUAUUCAAGUGUAUCAUUUUGCUGCAUGAAGACUGUUGUUUGAAUAUUUAAAAGCAUUUAUUCCAAAUACCUGCAUGAAAGUAUUAAUAUAUUUCCUUAAGAGUGAACAGCGUAUGCACAAGUGCACAAAAUCAUUAUUGCUACAACAAUUUAUUAAAGUGUAUCAUUUUGCUGCAUGAAGACUAUUGUUUGAAUAUUAAAAAGCAUUUAUUCCAAAUACCUGCAUGAAAGUAUUUAUAUAUUUCCUUAAGAGUGAACAGGGUAUGCACAAGUGCACAAAAUCAUUGCUACCAUACAGGAAACAACAAUAUAAUACAUUGUUUUUAGCAUUUAAUUAUGUUUACUGCUUUUUUAUGUGACUUUAAUAACAGAAACAGUCAAUGUUACAACUUUUUCGAGAAUCGACAAGAUUGUAGAAACA